GAACUGUAAAUUAAUCUUCCGAACUGCUACCCUACUUUUCAUCCUCCUAACUCGAGCGAUUGCCAGAGCUCAGCUCCACACCGCAACGGCGACUAUUGGAGCGCCGCCAUAAGCGAAUUACAGGUCUAAGGGCUUCCGAGGAAAUGCGGGAUAAUAUGGAAAUAGGAGGCGGCGGGUAUGCUCCGCAGAAGCAACUAGAGGAUUGCACUGUUGCUAAUGCACUUGGUACAUGGUUUUUUUCAGUUGCAGGGGCUUUGAUUGCAAUUCCAGUGGGAAUAAGAAAGAAAUCUCUGGCACCUCUGGUCUUCUUUGGCACCACAGGCACAAUGCUUGACAUUAUCAUGGGUAUAAGCCAGUGUGAGAGGGAGCAUGCAGAAAGGCAGAUGAAGCUCAUGGAAGAAAAAAAGCUUGCCAGCAGUUCUGUUGAGACAUUAGAGGGGGCUGAUUCAUAGAAAAUCUUCUCUGUACAAAUGUUUGUUGAAUAUUAUUUUAUCAUAUUGGUUUUAUGAACAACUCUUGUUUGAAAACAUGGAAAUAAUGCAUGUGGUUUUCAACAAGUCUUUUUC
This is a messenger RNA of Phalaenopsis equestris, 566 nucleotides long. RefSeq lists its product as uncharacterized. Bases 144 to 452 code for a protein of 102 amino acids. NCBI's taxonomy places the organism in Eukaryota, Viridiplantae, Streptophyta, Magnoliopsida, Asparagales, Orchidaceae. The record is from RefSeq and is a predicted model, not a curated record. The transcript has 3 exons.